This is a messenger RNA of Mauremys reevesii (Reeves's turtle), 2408 nucleotides long. It is a transcript of the gene SNX21, whose product is annotated as sorting nexin family member 21. Gene Ontology annotation, molecular function: phosphatidylinositol phosphate binding; protein binding. Gene Ontology annotation, cellular component: early endosome membrane. Gene Ontology annotation, biological process: protein transport. The record is from RefSeq and is a predicted model, not a curated record. The transcript has 4 exons. Lineage: Eukaryota; Metazoa; Chordata; Testudines; Geoemydidae. The coding region runs from base 175 to 1296 and encodes 373 amino acids.
CUAGACGAGGCACCGUGCACAAAAGGGAGCCCUGUCGGGAUCAGCCAGCCCCGGGCUGGGCAGGAUCCGGGUUCCCGGGCGGAGGCGGAGCUGCGGCAGGGAGGAUCCAAGGAGCAGCCGCGGCUGAGCGGCCAUCGCAGCCUGGACCGCGGCCCCGCUGCUGAGCCGAGCCCAAUGGCCUCCCGCCUCCUGCACCGCCUGCGGCACGCCCUGGCUGGAGAGGGCGAGGGUGACCGGGAGGGGCAGGGCGGAGGCGGCUCAGAGGCGGAGGAAUUCCCAGAGAGCUCCGAACUGGAGGAUGACACUGACGGGCUGUCCACACGGCUUAGCGGCACCCUGAGCUUCACCAGUAAUGAGGAGGAGGAGGAGGAGGCAGAGGAGAAUGAGGAUGAUGCCGCUAGCCAGGAGCUGGGGGAUCUGUGUGAGCUGGGGCUGCCCAAGAACCCUGGAGCCAUGGAGAAUGGAGAUCCGAGCCCUGCUCCAGCUGAGCGCCAGGGCAGUAACCUACUGACACGCCAGCUCCAGGACUUCUGGAGGAGAUCGCGCAGCAGCCUCGUUCCCCAGCGGCUGCUCUUCGAGGUCACCAGCGCCAGCGUCGUCAGUGAGCGCUCCUCCAAAUAUGUGCUCUACACCAUCUACCUGAUCCGCUCCGGCCAGUUUGACAAGGCCCCUGCUGCCAUUGCCCGGCGCUACUCGGACUUUGAGAGACUGAACCGGCGCCUGCGCCACCAGUUUGGCUGCGACAUGGCGGGCGUCUCCUUCCCCAGGAAGAGGCUGCGCAGGAACUUCACGGCAGAAACCAUCGCCAAGCGGAGCCGGGCCUUUGAGCAGUUCCUGUCCCACCUGCACUCCAUCACCGAGAUCCGCCGCUCCUCCGACUUCCUGGAGUUCUUCUUCCUGCGCGACCUGCAGGCAGCCCAGCGCCUCACCUGCACCGGCAUGUACCGCGAGGCCCUGGCCACCUGGAGCAACGCCUACCGGCUCCAGGACAGGCUGGGCGUCUGCAACUCGGGCCGCUUCCUCCUCACGCUGGCCGGCCUGGUGGUUUGCCACCAGGAGCUGGACGAGCUGAGUGAGGCUCAUCGCUACUGCCAGCAGGCUCUGCAGCUCCUGGAGGCCCAAGACAGCCACCCCUUGCUGGAGCCCUUCCUUCAGGCCCAUGUCCACCUGUCCUGGAAGGUGGGGAAAGACAAGCGCCAGUCGGAGGCCAGGCUGCAGGGGCUGCUCGGGGCAGGGGUGGCUCUGCAGCAGCAGCCCACCCUGAAGGAGUUCUUGAUCAAGGAGGUUUUGGAGUGAGUGCCCAGGCUGUGGGGGGAUGGAGCAGCAUGGGGCUCGAGGAAGGAGACUGCACUGUGCAUUGGGACUGGAAGAGCAGCAGCAGCAGCUGUAGACCAGGGCUGGGGUGUGUCUUGAGCCUCGGCCUAGGGUGGUAGAGGGGGAGCUGCAGGUUGGGCUCAGUGUGCAGUGGCAGGGCUGUGUCUGGAAGGCGCAGGGGGAGAGCGGGACGCUGGCGGAGGGGUGGGGUGCAGCCCUGGACUGGCCCAGCACCUGCCUGUCCUGGGAGCUGGUCUCUGCACCGCCGACCUGUUCUCUUGGAAACGGCUCGUCCCCCAGUGCCGGGCGCGCAGCCUCCCUGGAUCCAGGCUGACUCCCCUCUGCCCUUAGGGGAGGGAGCCGCUGGAACUAGCCGGGCCGUACUGAUACUGUACUAAUGGGAUUCGCUGGCUCCAGGCAGAGUCUGGGGCUCUCCUUGGGAACUUUUAACAAUUCUUAAGACUUGGUAGGAAAAGGGGCUGAGACUCCCCAGAGCAUGUUCAGAUUAGCCCUCCCCAGCCCCACGGCAAAGAGACAGCUCUCAAGCCUUCCAGCAACAACCCUAGGGGCCAGGGCAGCAGUGGGGGCUGGGAGGAGAGAUUCCCAGACCGCCCCUGCCCCCAUGCCUUGUGCUUCCUCUGAGAUGAGGAGACUGUCAGUCCUUCUCCCCCUCCACCUCUGCCAGGCCUUGCAGUGCUAGGCUUCUGGGACUCCCCUGGGGCCUCUCAAAGCCUGCCCCUCCUGGGCCUGCGGGGAGAGCAGGAGCUGCGGGCGGGGCGGGAGAACUGAGAAAGGGAAGCUGCAAGGGCUCUGCAGCAGCUUUCUUCCCUGGCGCAGCCUGAGCCCCAGCCCGCUUGGCUCUCCUCAGAGCCCCUCUGGGUCUCCACCCUCCUCCGAUCCCACUGGGGAUCCCUUCUGAGUAGGUCGUAGCCACAGCAGGACGCUGCUGCAGAGCAGAGGUAUAAAAGCCAUGGAGGCUGGGACUGAGUCUUGGUGGGCCAUGGAGGCUUUAUUAGAGGUAGGUGGGGGAGGCUGAGGACAGCAUCUGACAGGACACUCUGUAACUAACAGCCAAUAAAACUGCUAUUCCCGUG